This is a messenger RNA of Schistosoma curassoni, 625 nucleotides long. Lineage: Eukaryota; Metazoa; Platyhelminthes; Trematoda; Strigeidida; Schistosomatidae. The record is from the annotation of a GenBank genome assembly.
UUAAAAAAUACGUUUCAGUAUUGUCACAAUAUUCAAAGAUUUCUGAAGUAUUCAUCGUAGAAAUAUAGUCGUUUUUCUAAAGAAAAGUACAAGUAAUUCACCAUUUACCACAAGAACAUCACAACUUAAAGACAAGAUUAAGCAUGUUCUACAAACGAAUAAAAGACUAUAUACUUCUAUGUAUGCUUAUUACCUUCUUAACUAUUUCAAUAUCUAAAGCGAAAUACUCUAAAUGCAAUAUUGGAGCUUGCGAACGAUGUGUGUUAAGUGAACAAAUUUCUAUGAAUGAAUGUUGUUCCAAUCCUUCAAUUCAUGAUGUCUGUAAUUUUUGUGAUCAAAACUCUGAAACAGAAGUCGAUAUAUCUGAUUGUCUUUCGACCUAUUUUCGAAUUAUGUUAAAAAGACGAGGAAUGAUUGGCAAACGUCGAGGUUUUAUGGGUUAAUUUCAAUGAAGUCAUAUAAAGAAUAGAAAGAACUACUUUUAAAGAGAGAGAAAAAGUUCUAUAUUAUUGAACAGUUUAUAUACAUAAUACAUGUAAUUCAUUUUAUCACCUUUUAUCAAUUAAAAAUUAGUUAUAAAAUGAAACAUUUCAAAUGUAAAAAAGAAUAAAGUUUUUGAAUAAAA